Messenger RNA from Zygotorulaspora mrakii, 357 nucleotides. It is a transcript of the gene VMA7, whose product is annotated as H(+)-transporting V1 sector ATPase subunit F. The record is from RefSeq and is a predicted model, not a curated record. Gene Ontology annotation, molecular function: proton-transporting ATPase activity, rotational mechanism. Gene Ontology annotation, biological process: proton transmembrane transport. Gene Ontology annotation, cellular component: fungal-type vacuole membrane; proton-transporting V-type ATPase, V1 domain. Bases 1 to 357 code for a protein of 118 amino acids. Lineage: Eukaryota; Fungi; Ascomycota; Saccharomycetes; Saccharomycetales; Saccharomycetaceae. The transcript has a single exon.
AUGUCUGAGAAACGCACAUUACUCGCAGCAAUUACUGAUGAAGAUACCACUACUGGUUUACUACUAGCCGGUGUAGGACAGAUUACGCCAGAAACUGAAGAUAAGAAUUUUUUUGUAUUCCAAGACGGUAAAACCACUAAAGAGCAGAUCGCGCAAGCAUUCGAUAAGUUCACCUCAGAACGAGAUGAUAUUGCCAUUCUUCUGAUUAACCAGCAUAUUGCUGAACUGAUUAGAUCUCAUGUUGAUAAUUUUACCAAUGCCUUCCCAGCAAUCUUGGAGAUACCUUCAAAAGAUCACCCAUACGAUCCCGAGAAGGAUUCCGUCUUAAAAAGGGUUAGAAGAUUGUUUGGAGAAUGA